CUGAGCUGUGAGUGGGCGGGGCGAAGCCUCUGUCACUCAGCCUGUUUAACUAGCUAGUCAGAGUUUAGGUGUGUUUUAUAAACUAACACUGACAUGUUACACUAUUUACUCCGCACCGUAUUACUGAAGAAGAAUUAAAUAAUCACCAGAUCCUGUACAGGCAAUUAGCAGAGAAGAUCAGAGUGAAAUGAGAGCUGUUCUGUUGUUCCUCUACAUCUCUACAUCAGUCCCUGUGAUCAGAGGCACACUCUCAAAGACCGAUGGCAAAAAACCCAACAAAGUGCAAGAAGCAGAGACAGCUGUAGCUGAGCUGCCGGUGCAGGAGCGGGGUUUAAUCGUGACGACUCCCCAGUGGAGGGAUAUAGUGAGAGAAGAGAAGAGAUUUUGCCCUCAGACCAUAUCAAAACGUCACUUUCAGGGAUCAGUGCUGGGAUACAUCACACCGUGGAACUCCCACGGCUAUGACGUCGCUAAGAUUUUCGGGUCUAAGCUGACCUCUGUCUCACCGGUAUGGCUCCAGCUCAGGCGCAAAGGACCAGAAAGCUUUCAUAUCGCUGGUCUGCAUGACAAUGACCAGGGUUGGGUCAAGGCUGUGAGGAAAGCAAACAAAAAAAAUAAAAUAUUACCUCGCCUGUUAUUUGACGGCUGGUCUUAUCAGGACUACAUGAAUGUCCUGGACAGUGAGGAUGAGAUUGAGGAGAUUACAAGAGAAAUCGUCGAAGUGGCAAAGGCUGAAGGUUUUGAUGGCUAUACUCUGGAACUAUGGAGUCAGCUGGGAGGAAACAAGAGAAAGGAGCUGACCCACUUGGUUACACACCUUUGCCAGUCCCUGAAGGCUCGGAAGCUUACCUGCAUUCUCGUCAUCCCUCCAGCUAUCGUUCCUGGGUCAAACCAGCCAGGUAUGUUUGGAAGAGAAGACUUCGAAAAACUGGCUCCUGAUGUCGAUGCGUUCAGCUUAAUGACCUAUGACUAUUCUAGUCCGGGGAGACCAGGCCCUAGUGCUCCACUGCCCUGGAUGAGAGAUUGUGUACUGCAACUUGCACCAGAGAGCCAGUGGAGACACAAGAUCCUGCUGGGCCUUAACCUGUACGGCCUCGACUUCACCGUCAACGGGGGAGCGGAGCCGCUGUUGGGGGCCAGGUACAUCGAGCUUCUGAAGGAAUUCAAACCUAAGCUAGUUUGGGACGAGUACGCAGAAGAACACUAUUUUAAUUACAAAAGAAAUUCAGUAAAGCACACGGUCUAUUAUCCGACUCUGAAGUUUCUCCAACUACGAACUGCACUGGCAACAGAACUGGGAACAGGAAUCUCUAUAUGGGAACUUGGCCAAGGCUUGGAUUAUUUUUAUGACCUUCUGUGAAUUGGCCUGAGUGUGUGUGUGUGUGAGUGUGUGUGUGUGUGAGAGAGAGAGUGUGUGUGUGUGAGAGAGAGAGUGUGUGUGUGAGUGUGUGUGUGAGAGAGUGAGUGUGUGUG
Molecule: messenger RNA, 1473 nt
Organism: Tachysurus fulvidraco (yellow catfish)
Lineage: Eukaryota; Metazoa; Chordata; Actinopteri; Siluriformes; Bagridae
Gene: chid1
Product: chitinase domain containing 1
Exons: 13
Coding region: 188-1360 (390 amino acids)
Biological process (GO): carbohydrate metabolic process
Cellular component (GO): extracellular region
Molecular function (GO): oligosaccharide binding; chitin binding
Source: RefSeq, a predicted model, not a curated record